AUCUCAGUUUGCACCUUCGGCUUUUCAUAUGUUAACUUGUUAAUAUAGAUCUACCGUAAAUCUAGAUAUUUGUAGAAAUAAUUGUUAAUUAUAAACAGCAAUUUAUGCUUCUCAUACUUAGGCUAGUCUAGAUCUGCUAAAUAUUUAGGACUAGAUAUCUAAAUCUGUCAAGCAAAUGCUAGUUAUAGAUAAGAUUAAUAAUUAAGAUCUAAGCCGUCUGAGACAAAGAAAUAUGGAACAAAAUUUUUGCAUCCAAGAAAAUAAACGUGUUUUAUUUAUUGGUCUGGCAUGUGUCGAUCUUUUCCAAAUUCUGCAGUCUUAUCCCAUUGAAGAUAUGGGUCACAGAUGCACAGAAAGUUAUUGGCAGCGUGGAGGUAACGCUGGUAACUCUGCAACUGUUUUUGCAAUUCUUGGAGGAUUGGCUGAAUAUUUUGGUACUCUCGCUAUUGACAAAGAGUUGCAGUUUAUUCAGCAAGAUUUUCAAGAAAAUAAUGUUGUUGCCCAAAACUGUGUGUUGAUAGAUAAAGCCACAUGCCCACUUAGUGUUGUAAUAAUUAGUCUAGGUUCUCACAGUCGGACUGUUUUGCAUACAAAUAAAAAUCUGCCUGAGUUGACUAUACAACAUUUCCAGCAAAAAAUUCUGCAACCAGAUCUGUCACCAACUUCCUUACAGUAUGGAUGGAUUCACUUUGAGGGGCGUGAUAAUGCUUGUGAAGUAGCCCAAAUGAUUAGACUAAUCAGGGAUUAUAAUAUUCAAAAUCAAUCAGAGAACAGAUCAUUUAAACCAAUUAUUGUAUCCCUAGAAGCUGAAAAGUUGAGACUAUCUGCGGAGUUAAUCAAACAUGAUAUGUGGAAACUACCCGAUGUUAUGUUUAUAAGUAAAGAUUUUGCCAAAAGUGAAGGAUUUCAAUCAAUGGCAGACGCCAUGCAAGGCUUUUUUCCCAGAAUGAAGGAAGAAGCUGUUUUGAUUUGUGCAUGGGGAGAGGAAGGUGCAGCCGCCAUGUCUGCCAGGACAGGAAUGGUGUUUUCAGCUGCAUAUAAACCCCAAACUGUGGUAGACACUUGUGGUGCUGGUGAUACAUUCCUUUCCGCCACAAUACUGGCCUUGACCAAAGGAAGACCACUAAAAGAAUGUAUAACUUUUGGAUGUCAAGUAGCAGGUGCAAAAUGCGGUAUGCAGGGUUUUCAAAAGUUGAAAGAAAAACAUUUUCAAGUAUAAUUUAAAUUAUGCACACAUUUGCUAUAAUUAAUAUUAUGUACACAUUUGCUAUAAUUCUUACUUGAGUAAAAUGAACUGAAAACUCAUUUUUAUUUUGAACAUUUCUCAUCAAAAUGUGUGUUCAAGUGUUAAACUAGUUUCAGUACAUAAAAAACUCUAUUGUGUUCUCAGUCAUAAACCAUUAAGUAUACCUCUAUAAAAUAAGAAUUAUAUUAUGUUUGUUGUUUUCUUUUCAAUUUUAAAGCCAAGGCAAUAUUUAAAAUGUCUUAAAAAUCAAAUUACAUUUACAUAUUUGCUGUGUUUUUUAGAAAAUAAUUGAUUGAAAUGUAUUCUCUUUAACUUCCAUAUUAGAAACUCAUGUGGGAAGGUUGUUGUUUUUUUGGCAGAUUAUUCCACACUAACAAAUGGGUUAUUGGGAUACAUAGUCACACUGCUGAUAAACAAUUAGAACAGAAAAAGUCUACAUAAGUAUAUGGCAAUGUCUUCGAUAUUAGAAACUCAUGUGGGAAGGUUGUUGUUUUUUUGGCAGAUUAUUCCACACUAACAAAUGGGUUAUUGGGAUACAUAGUCACACUGCUGAUUAACAAUUAGAACAGAAAAAGUCUACAUAAGUAUAUGGCAAUGUCUUCGAUAUUAGAAACUCAUGUGGGAAGGUUGUUGUUUUUUUGGCAGAUUAUUCCACACUAACAAAUGGGUUAUUGGGAUACAUAGUCACACUGCUGAUUAACAAUUAGAACAGAAAAAGUCUACAUAAGUAUAUGGCAAUGUCUUCGAUAUUAGAAACUCAUGUGGGAAGGUUGUUGUUUUUUUGGCAGAUUAUUCCACACUAACAAAUGGGUUAUUGGGAUACAUAGUCACACUGCUGAUUAACAAUUAGAACAGAAAAAGUCUACAUAAGUAUAUGGCAAUGUCUUCGAUAUUAGAAACUCAUGUGGGAAGGUUGUUGUUUUUUUGGCAGAUUAUUCCACACUAACAAAUGGGUUAUUGGGAUACAUAGUCACACUGCUGAUAAACAAUUAGAACAGAAAAAGUCUACAUAAGUAUAUGGCAAUGUCUUCGAUAUUAGAAACUCAUGUGGGAAGGUUUUUUUUUUGGCAGAUUAUUCCACACUAACAAAUGGGUUAUUGGGAUAUAUAGUCACGGUACACUGCUGAUUAACAAUUAGAAUAGAAAAAGUCUACAUAAGUAUAUGGCAAUGUCUUGAUUCAGAAGAUUAUGAGUGAGUGCAGUGUUUCACAUAAGGAUACCGGUAUACAAAUAAUGUAAUUAACACAUUAAAAUAGGACUUUCAAAAUAAUAAUAGGUAUUUUUUUUCAUCAGUACAAUAAGAAAUUAUAUAAUAUAGAAUGUUAUUUUUUAUUUUACCCAGAAUUUUGUGGUUACAAAAAUUAGAACAGACCUAUAGCAAGGCCAUAUAUUAUAUUUACCAUUGUUUUUUAGUAAUAUUAAAACUGAUUAAAAUUUAUAUUGCAAUCAGUAACAUUUAUCAAAAUUGUUUUAAAAAAUAUACCGCAAUCAGUAGCAUUUAUUACAAAUAAAUAAAAAUGUAUGCUACAAUCAGUAACAUUUAUUACAAUUUAUAAAAAUGUAGGCCCUAUGCUGCAAUCAGUAGCAUUUAUUAAAAUUGUAGCAUAGUGGUAAGGUUAAAGAAUAUGAUGCUGGGACCUAAUUCCGUAUAGUUUGAAAGUAACAAAAAAAUAAUAAUAAUCCAGUCAUUCUUUAUGUAUCAGUACAUUUAUAAUGCAGGUAGUGCAGGUAAUACCUUUUGCAAAUCAUAUCAGAGCCUUUACACUCAAUUCAGUAAUGAUUUCUAAAUUGAUCAAAAUACUUAAAUUAGUAGUCAAAAUUUUGUUUUAGUUUUUCGAUUUAGGGCUCCCGAGAGCUCCUAAUGGUCAAGGGUCUGAUUCGAACGCAAUGUGCCCCCCCACACACACACACACAAUGGUUGCUGCUCCACUGACUCCUGUAUACGGUAUAUAUAUAAAUAUAUAUUUGCAUUUUGUUUUUAUUUAUGAUGUUGCAAUACAUUUUUAAUAAUGUUAGUCACACUUAAGUUAAAAAUAUUGCUGUAUCAUAUCACCAUAUUCUUCUAAGCGCAAGGAUUUGUUAUAUUAAAUAGGAAUGUAUGGGAUUUAAAACUUAAUGCGCAUAUAAUUAUUAUAAUGUAACCUACAAUUAUAUGUGCAAUGGCAUGAAUGUAACCUAGGCUAUGAUAUCGUAUAGGGAGAACUUAUUAAAAGAAAGUUAUAAACUUAUAAUAGAUCUAGACCUAAUUAAGUUUAAUCUACAACAAUGUCAAUGAUACGACAUUAGUGCAGUAGUGGUCUGUUCAUAUGAUUAUAGACAGUCAGAUACUAGUAGUAGAUCUAGAGACUAAUUAUUAAUAACUAUAUUAUUUUAUAUAUAUAUUUGCUCUAGAUCUAUAUAGCUGACUGUAGAUAUAAAAUAAAUAUUUAUUUUGUCCUUUAA
Biomphalaria glabrata is the source of this 3688-nucleotide messenger RNA. Its product is annotated as ketohexokinase-like. NCBI's taxonomy places the organism in Eukaryota, Metazoa, Mollusca, Gastropoda, Planorbidae. The record is from RefSeq and is a predicted model, not a curated record. Gene Ontology annotation, biological process: fructose metabolic process. Bases 233 to 1219 code for a protein of 328 amino acids. The transcript has a single exon. Gene Ontology annotation, molecular function: ketohexokinase activity.